Aspergillus pseudonomiae is the source of this 2100-nucleotide messenger RNA. RefSeq names its product sexual development transcription factor SteA (gene steA). Gene Ontology annotation, cellular component: Tec1p-Ste12p-Dig1p complex; nucleus; Ste12p-Dig1p-Dig2p complex. Gene Ontology annotation, molecular function: DNA-binding transcription factor activity. Lineage: Eukaryota; Fungi; Ascomycota; Eurotiomycetes; Eurotiales; Aspergillaceae. The transcript has 5 exons. Bases 1 to 2100 code for a protein of 699 amino acids. Gene Ontology annotation, biological process: sexual reproduction; regulation of DNA-templated transcription. The record is from RefSeq and is a predicted model, not a curated record.
AUGUAUCCGCAACAUGGUGCUCCCAUGGCACCCCCUCAGAAACCGGAAACAUUCAUGCUUUCAAACGAGGCACAGCAAAGCCUUCCUCACGACGCGCAAGUCGCGCUACAGCAAGUGGACAAUUUGAAGUACUUCCUCCUUUCUGCGCCAGUGGACUGGCAACCAGAUCAACUCAUUAGACGGUUCCUACUCCCUACUGGCGACUACAUAUCUUGUGUUCUAUGGAACAAUCUUUUCCACAUCUCGGGUACCGAUAUAGUUCGGUGUCUCGCCUUCAGAUUUCAAGCUUUCGGGCGCCCCGUCAAGAAUUCGAAGAAGUUCGAAGAGGGUAUCUUUUCCGAUCUGCGUAAUCUCAAGGCUGGAACAGAUGCGACACUAGAAGAACCGAAAAGUCCAUUCCUUGAUUUUCUCUAUAAGAACAAUUGCAUUCGAACACAGAAAAAGCAAAAAGUUUUUUACUGGUAUAGCGUUCCGCAUGAUCGGUUGUUCCUCGAUGCUUUGGAACGUGAUUUGAAGCGGGAGAAAAUGGGACAAGAGGCGACUACCGUCGCGGUCAGCGAGCCUGCUUUGUCCUUCGAGUUUGAUUCAUCUCAAUCGUUGUAUGAACAGCUCACAAAGGCACAACAAGCAAACUCAUCAUCGUUUACUGCACACGCAAGUACGACAUAUGGCCAAUCCGCUUCCCCAGUGGUUCGGACCGUUGACGCUAUGCCUCCUCCCCAGAUGGCUCCCCAGAUGGCCCCCCCGACGAUAUCACUCCUCCCGGACGAAUCUGGCAGUCCAGCGAUUUACAACCCGAUCCCCAUGCCCAAUACCCUGGCGCAGAACGUUGUUAAGCGCGAGUUAGAUUAUGGGGCAAUCCAGUAUGAUCGCAAUGGAAUGCCCAUUGCUCGUGUGCAUCAGCGCCAUGCCUCCAUGCCAACUUUCGUCGAGUAUUCGCCGGCACCAUCGUUCGUUUCGUCCCAAUACGAAGAUUACAGCAACCGGGGAUUGUCCUUUGAACCUGUUACGCCUCCACAGCACAGUGUUCCGCUUGGCACUGAACCAGCAUAUAUUGCUAAUGAAGAUACCGGCCUCUAUACCGCUAUCCCUGAGAUCUCUUCUGCUGCUGCAUUCAACCCAAUGUUGCAGCUUCCGCCAUCAAAUCUCGCAAGCGCUCAUUUCCCCACGCCUGCAAGGACAUUUCAUUCAAAUGUAUACUCUGUUCUAGAGGGCUCUCCAACAUACAAGCAACGGCGGCGUCGAUCCUCGAUACCACCGGGCGUUAAUAACCCGAUCGCUACUCCCACUCAUGCUCAAGCGCCGGGACCCUCUCAACCAAUUGCGUAUGCUGCUCAUAAGCCAAGUGAUCUUCGGCGCUCCGUUUCCAGCUCGGUGGCCCCCCUCGCUGAGGUGGAAGAGCCACGUCAUGACUCGUCCCGCCGUAUCAUGAACGGUUAUCCGACGGGCGCCCUUCCGCAGAAGAAUUUGCUACACGAGAUGUCUCGCAAUGGGACGCCACUUUCAAGCCUCGAGGAAAAUCCUGAGCAGAGCGCCAUGCCACUUGCGAAUCCUGAUGAGUUGACAGCACUUCCUAAUGGCGAUGUUCUGGAGACAGGCGCGCAGCACAGUGUGAUGAACAAAGCGGAGCGGUUUGUUCCCGGCCCUGUUCGCCGCGCUCGAAGCGCUACAAUGAUGGAGCUUGGCCCUUAUCCCCAGAAAUCACAUUCAUGCCCUAUCCCAUCAUGUGGGCGACUCUUCAAGAGAUUAGAGCACCUGAAGCGGCAUGUGAGAACCCACACUCAGGAAAGACCCUACCCUUGUCCUUACUGUAACAAAGCCUUUUCGCGCUCUGACAAUCUUGCACAACACCGUCGAAUCCAUGAGGCUCAACAGGAUGGCCAACAACCACUCCAUGCGCAAGACGAGGACCUGGAUAAUGAGGACAACGAACUCGGUUCACAGGAUGAGGGAUCGUCCCCUUCGGAGUCCAUUCCAAGCACCGUGGUGAAUGUCUCCACCGUCACGUCAAUGCCUUCUGCCAUGACCCUGCCUUCUGCCAUGUCUACCAUGAUGGCACCUCACAUGGUUGCUCCGCAACUUCUACAGCAACAGAUGUAG